This is a messenger RNA of Oncorhynchus gorbuscha (pink salmon), 9466 nucleotides long. RefSeq names its product sickle tail protein. The record is from RefSeq and is a predicted model, not a curated record. Gene Ontology annotation, cellular component: cytoplasm. The transcript has 22 exons. Bases 625 to 7101 code for a protein of 2158 amino acids. Lineage: Eukaryota; Metazoa; Chordata; Actinopteri; Salmoniformes; Salmonidae.
AGGGGUUCAGUGAUCAGGUCAGAGUCCAAACAGUACCAGGCGAUAGGCAGGCUCGAGGUCAGGCCAGGCAGAGUGAUCAGGCAGGCGGAUUCGGUGUCAGGACAGGCAAGGGUCAAAACCAGGAGGGCUAGGAAAAAACAGAGACGGGCAGAAAUAGGAGCUAGGAAAAAACGCUGGUUGACUUGGCAAAACAAGACGAACUGGCACAGAGAGACAGGAAACACAGGGAUAGAAACACCGGGAACUAAUGGGGAAAACAGAUGACACCUGGUGGUGGGUGGAAACAAUCACAAAGACAGGUGAAACAGGUCAGGGCGUGACACUUGCCCGUGGUGUUUUUUUCUUUUUUACCCGUUUCAGAUUUGUCUGGUUUGGUUCUACUGGGGUUUGAUUUUCUAUAAAGGCUUUCAUGUCAUGUUAUUCAGGUGGAUUUUGACAUGUGCACACUAUGCUACAACAGCUAAUCCUCUGUGUCCGGUCAAGGCUUGGCACUCAGACUACUGAGAGUUUGAUUACCAACUGGACAGACAGACUGGCAGAAGUGUGUGAGAGAGAGGAGCCAGCUAGAGGGAUAUACAAGACGCCCUGGACUAUCUGACCGGAAUUCUUGUUGACGGUGGAAAGAUGACAUCCAAGUCAUCCAGGCUGGGCAGACCCUCAUCGGCAGGGUCCAAGCAGCCCUCUCAGAGGAAGGAUUGCCCGGUGGGUAACCGAUCCUGUAUGCUGCGGGUCGGGGAGAGGCUGAUGAGGGCUGGGAGUGAGGGGAACCUACAUGUAGUGAGACCCAAACCUGUCCAGCAGACACCCCUGGAGGAAGGACACCAACAGUCCAGCUCCAUCACACCCAAAGAGUUAGGAAACAACAACCAGAGAGACUCAUCACCUGAGGAUGUAGAGCGUUUCCACAGGCAGCAGACUGUAGAGAACCAGAACCACCACUCUGAGCCACGUUCCCCCAGCACAGUCCCCAGGAGGUACACCAUCGGAGGGCAAGGGCCCCGCAGUGCCAGAGACCCCCUGACCAUGCAGCAUGCUGACGUAGAGAGGAAGAAAGAGGUGUUCCUGGAGCACCUGAAGCAGAGGUAUCCUCACCAUGCUGCUGUCAUCAUGGGCCAUCAGGACCACCUCAGAGACCAUGUAAGGAGCCCCCAGCACUCUGCCAGCCCCCCGCCCAGUAUAGGGGAGCAGCUCGAGCACCUCUCGUUGGAGUCUCUGGAGACCAUGUCAGAGGGAGACGGUCCAGCGGUCUUCACCCGUGGCUGCCAGGCACGGGCCAGCCUGCCAGUGGUCCGCUCUGCCAACCAGACCAGGGACAGAUCAUUAGGUGUGCUGUACCUGCAGUACGCAGAGGAAACCAAGCAGAUCCGGAUGCCCAAUGAGAUUACCAGCAUAGACACAAUCAGGGCUCUGUUUGUUAGUGCUUUCCCCCAGCAGCUCACCAUAAAGAUGCUGGAGUCUCCCAGUGUAGCUGUGUACAUCAAAGAUGAGACCAGGAACAUGUACCACGAGCUAACUGAUGUCAGAAAUAUUACAUCUCGAUGCUGUCUGAAGGUGUACCACAAAGACCCUGCACAUGCCUUCAAUCGCAGCAACGCAAGGCCUAACAAUGCUGAGGGCAGGAUACCAAGGGAGAUACUGUAUGGAAGUCAUAGCCCUGUGCACACUUUACAAUCCACCUGCAGUCCUGUCCACUCCAUACAGGGGUCCAUGUCUCCCCCCACAGUCCGCUCCAUGCCCUCCUCCCCCUCCAGGAUCCCCUAUGGCCACCGAUCAGGGGGAGGGGUGCCAGGCAGUGCCACCCUCCCCAGGGCCAGCAUGUCCAGUGGGCCCCCCACCAGGUCCGUCACACCCUCCCCCAGUGCCAUCCUGGAGAGAAGAGACGUCAAACCUGACGAGGACCUGAGCAGUACAAGUAUGGCGCUGGUGCGUGCCGACGGGUUGUAUGUCAAUGUCAUUGACCCCUACGCUGUCCAGGAGGGCCGGCUGAGUAUCGCCUCCUCCCAGGGGGGCGGCCACAUGGGAGACAUGGUCGACACAGGUGGUGGUAGCCUCCACCGAGCCUUGGUCAAGUCCCCAGCCUCCUAUACAGAGAACCCGGAGCAGCAGCACUCCCUCUACAGGCAGAAGUCCCGGAGGUACGGGGAAAGCCAGGGACUACCGCCACUCGGCACCAAAACCCCGCCCCCUUCCCCUCAUAGAUUGAACGACAACCACGGCCCUGUGGCCUCAGAGAGGGGCUCUCCUAUUCGCCGGUCUCUGCGGAAAGAGAGUAAUGGUAAUACAGUGGAGGUGGUGAACAGGACCAGGUGUAGUGUGUCCUCUGUGUCCUCCUCUCCUGUGUUCGUGGAGCUCCCCUCAGGGCACUAUGGGGACAGGCUGUUUCAGGGACACUUCACCCCCAAUGACCCCCAGACCAGUGAGCGAAUGAAGGCCAUGGAACAACAGAUUGCCAGUCUGACUGGCCUUGUUCAGCAUGCACUUGCUAUUGGGCCCGCUGAGAUAGAUAGGAUGACUGCUUCUCCUUUCCAUGUCAACAACAGUGCAGGAGUGUCACCAGUUCCUGCAUCCAGAACCCCUGCCCUCCUUACAGAUGGCUUCAAUGCUCUAGUCCCUCAGGCCCCUUCCUCUGACUCCACCCUGCAGGUCACACUGACCACGGUCAGGAGGAAUGUCACUGACCUCCGACAGCAGCUUCACCAACUCCGACAGCUACAGAUGCAGAACCAGGACAGUGUGAAGGGGAUGCUGAAGAGAGCAGAGGAGGAGCUAGCUGAGGUGAUGUCUGAGACCCUACAGAGACAACAGCAGGAGACCGAGCCUGGUCAGAGACAGAGGACCACGGUGGACGAGGAGAGACGCAAGUACCAGGCCAUGGAGGAGAGAGUUCUGGCCCAGCUCAGGGAGCUGGAGGAGUAUGUGGACCGUCUGAGGAGAGACGCGUCCUCUGGCAAAGGUCAGCUGUCAAUCACCCUCAGGGACGUGGAGGAGGGAGCUGUCAACCUCAGGAGGGUGGGGGAGGCCUUGGCUGGACUUAAAGGUGAGUUCCCAAGCCUGCAAGGGAAGAUGCGGACGGUGCUGCGUGUGGAGGUGGAGGCGGUGCGAUUCCUGAAGGAGGAGCCUCAUAAGAUGGACAGCAUGCUUAAGAGGGUCAAAGCCCUGACAGAGGUUCUCAGCGGUCUCAGAAGAUGUGUCACAGAGAAUCAUCCUCACAAUCCCGAGCCUGGAGCAGCCACAGCAGAGGGGGGUGUAGAGCCUGCCAUUGCCCUGUCUGAACCCCCCCGGAAGAAUCUCCCCACCAUGGAAUCCCCCAAACCUCAGCCCAGGCCCUCUGUCAGACCUCCCCAGCCACAGGUCAAGAACCCUGCAGGCAGGCCAGACACAGUCCCCACCUCACCUGACAUUGUCCACCGUGUGAAGAGCUCUCCCGUCAACAUGCAUUCUUGUCAGCACUCAGCGGCUCUGCCACACCACCCCAGCCCCCCACUGACCUCCACCCACGGUCGAGACUCCCCCACCGUGGCCAAGGUCAGUCCCCGCAGCCGAGAGAACAGUCCGGCCCUGCAGAAGAGAAUAGUCCCUUGGUGUGGCGAUGGACCGGCACCCACGGCCAGCAGCACUGAGACCACCUCACAACCACCUGGUUCAGAGGAGAUCCACACCAACAGGGGCAGCAUCAAACACAUCGUCAUGGAUGUUGAGACUGCAGAGAGAGAGCAGGACCUGGAGGAGGGGAGGUCGCCACAGAACUCAGCAGCCACCUCUUCUGGGAGUGAGUUUGAGCAGAUUCUCCAGGAGGCCCAGGCCAGCCUGAUGAAGGCCAUACCCGACCUGGAGGUGACUGAGACCGGGAGAAGGGAGGCUCAGUCCUCCACUCCACCCCUAGCUCCAGACCAGCCAUCUCUCCCAGACCCAGAGCUUCCCCUCAACCCUCCACUGCCAGACGAAGUAGAUGCCCCUCAACCUACUGAGGCAUCUCUUCCAGACAAUCUGGACAUCCCCUGUCUCAAUUCAGAUGAACAAACCAACAUGGAUGCCUCAAUAAGUGAUGAUGACGCUACUCUGGCAAUCCAGUCCAUGCAGAACGAACCCACUCAGGCAGCUGAUGUGGCUGCUGAGGUGACUGUUCAGGUCAGCCCUGAGCGACCACAUAAGUCUAUGGUUGAAAAGCCUCGCAGGCCCAGUGUGGAGAGAGAGAUGAAGAACAGCCCAGAGAAGUCAGUGAAGUCUCUUCCACCACCCCCACCACGGAGGUUAUUCCCUUCACUGUCCGGCCCAGGGCUGACCACAGGGAGGUCUGGAGAAGUCAUCUUUACUACCAGGAAGGAAGCCACCACCGCCCAGGAUGAUGAAGAGGCGGUGGUCCCUCAACCCAGUCCCAAACCCACCAGACAUCCACCAGAGGUCAAGCCCAAGCCCCAAACCCCUCCUGUUUUUAUAGCCUCAGCUGAGCCAGGGGAAAAGGAGGAUGAAGAAGAAGAGGAUGAUGAUGAGGAGGAGGAUAAAUUCAUGAAGGAACUACAGGUGUUUCAGAAGUACACUCUUAGAGAUGUAAGCACAAAGUGUGUCAUAGACCUUACAAGCACUGCAUCUCAAGUCAGACAGAUAGAGCCAGAACGCUCUCUCUCACCCAAAGACCCAAAGGAGAGUCAGGAGAACAAGGGUAAAGACAAAAGUGUGCGCAACACUGACGAAAACAGAUUUGUCAUUGUUCCAAAGAGUCCCAGGGUCAUGUAUUAUGUCACAGGGCAGUUAUCCAAUGAGAAGCCUCCAUCGGGAAAAACAGACCAAUCGGAAGGCAGGGAGGGAACAUUGUCCCCCUCACAGGUGGCAAACUCAAAUACAUUUGACUCCCAGGAGACAGAGUUACUAAUAGCAGACACAACACCUCUGGUAUCAUGUAACUCAGUGCUGGAAAGCCAAGAUUGUCCUCCUAAUAUACAGAAGAUAGCAGUUGGAGAAGAUAGUGGGAAGGAGAGCGUUGUUGAUGAGAAUGUCCAGAAGGAUCCUGUUCAGUGUCAGAAAGUGGGGGUAGUUGAACCUGUGUCUCCUCCAAUACCUGCAGAGAAGCAGGACAUAUCUGAACCCUCUCAGCAAGACUGUUAUCUUACUAACAGUAAACCAUCAUCAUCUUCGUCAUCAUCACCACCACCAUCUUCACCAGCAUCACCACCACUUCCACUAUCAUCAUCUUUAUCACCACCAGUACCAGUAAUCCAGUUUGUUAGUAGUCCAGGCCAAGAGGUUUCAGGUAGUCCAGGGUCUCCACCAGAGAGCAGUGGCCUGGGUGACAGCCAGAGCCAGCAGGUAGUGUUGAGGUCCUUCAGAAGCAGAGCACCACGGUAUGUAGAGGAGGGCAGCAGCCUGAGCCCUGACCUCCCAGACGAGGAGGGCCCUCCUCCCCCUGAGAACAUCUCCUUCAUGAUGAUCACCAGCAACAGAGUGCAGGCUCUGUCCACUGGGGAGUACCAGGAGAUAGUGAAUGGUACCAGCAUGUCCGAGGUUCAGACCGUCAGUGUGGGGAACGACACCACCAGUAUCAGCCAGGAGCACAGUGGCUUCGACAGGAAGCCUGUGAUCAUCAUAUUCGACGAGCCCAUGGAUAUCCGGUCGGCCUACAAGCGUAUGUCCACCAUCUUUGAGUGUGAGGAGGAGCUGGAUAGGCUGCUGCACCAGGAGAGCAUCAAGGAGGAAGCAGAGGAGGCAGGAUCAGAGAAGAGUGUACCUCAGGUAAAGUCUAACACUUAUCUACAUCAGGCAAACAAGACAGCAGUGACAGGAAACACUGCAACCAGUCACCAUUAUACUCCUGCUGUGGUUGCGCAACAGAAGAGUACAGCAGAGUGCUCAUUACCAGAACAGUCUAAAACAGGGCCCUCAAACACCAGCAAACCAGAGACCAAAAAGAAGUUCAAAUUCAAGUUCCCCAAAAAUAAGCUGGCGGCCAUCAGCCAGGCGAUUCGCACUGGGACCAAAACAGGGAAGAAGACACUUCAGGUGGUGGUCUAUGAGGACGAGGAGGAGUGGGACGGACACAUGAAUGAGACCAAAAGGUUUGAGAUCAACAGCAGUAGCAUACCACAAACUGACUUUAGUCACCUCACCUCUGUGAAUAACAUCACGUCACCAAGCACUCUCACCAGGUCAAACUCUAAACGCAGGACAGAGGAGAUCUGUAAGAAUGCCUACGACUCCAUAACCAGUCUAGAGGAGACCAUUAAACAGCUGGAGAUCACUGUGGACAAUAUAAACCCAGCAGCGCCUAACACCGACUCCUGUGAAGAGUCUCCAGCCACAGUGAAAUCCCAACGAGAGAGAAGUCCCUCCAAGAGGCCUGCCCCUCCUCAGGUCUCAAAGUUCCUGAAGCAUCCUCAGAGUAAGAAGUCCAAACCAGAGCUUCCCAGGCCAUCCAUCACAAGCAGCUCCAAGAAACAGAAUACCAGUGGCUCUCCUUCUUCAAGUCAGAUGUCACUUUCUCUGUCUGCAAAGUCCUGGCAGCAACCAGCCGGGUCAGCUGACAAACCAGGAGGAAAAACUCAGAAGCAGUUUCCACAGGCUAACAGAAGUGCUGAGAAAGCUGGUGGGGAUAGUAACCAUUAUUUCCUUGCUUUACCUGCUUCUAAGAUCCCAGCCUUUUGUCAUAACUCUGGAAAAAAUAUGUCAUUGCCCGGUCCAAACACUGUGUCUAACCCUAUUAAAUCACCUUCCUCCUCCCCAUCCUCCUCACACAAAUCUUUCAUCCCGUCUCUUAAUCUGAGUCGUCUCGUCCCUCCUAGCCCUUCUCUCAAUGACAGACGUCAAAACCUUUCCCUCUCAUCACAAACCCAAAAUGGCCGACCCAGCCCUUUCUCUCACUGCUCAUCUUCCUCUUCCUCCUCCACCUCCCCCUCUUCCAACUCCUCCUCUUUGUCCCCCACAUCCACGUCCUCCACCUCCUCCUCCCCUCCCUCUCCUUCCCUCCUCUCCCCGACUGCCAUGAGUCAAGGUGCGAGGAGUAUCCACCGCAUUGCUCAUAUACCCAGCUUCACCGGACAAAAGAUGCAAGGUGGAUACAGCAGCAAAACCACACAUACACCAGCAGCUUCUUUGUCCAAGGACAUAUGAUUAUCUUUUUAUAUCUAUAUGUAACAAAGUUAAAAACAUACCGUAAACUCAUGCCACAGCUUGCUUGAAAUGUUGCAGAUGGAGCCAUCCAAUUUGUACGUUUUGGGUGGCUCAACACGUUGGAACAUUGUCAAGGAGGAUAGUUACGUGUGUUUUGCGAAGCAGAGGAUCACUGGUUCGAACCCAGUAUGGGGCAGUCGGACAGUGGAGGAAGCUAAGCUUUUAGCAGCACACAGACCCCUGUUACAUAACAGUAUAAAGUAUAGUGGAGGGAAGUGCUGUUUUCAAGGCAACCUAAUACAAUUGCAGGGCAUUCUCUCGUUUCUCUCUAGCUUUGAUAAGUUUUUGAUCAUGAUCAAUUUGAGUUCACAUACAAAAACAGAGAAUAGCGUGAGCUGGUUUUCAUUCCAUGCUCCCUUUCAGAAAGGGGACCUUUUUUCAUUUCUGUCUCAGUUCAUGGGUUGUUCCAUGAAAAUAGCGCCUUUUGCAUCCCUUUGAUAUUUAAAUAGACGUUGUGCACCAGUAUUGAAUUGUAAAAGCCUGUUAUAUUAAAUGAAGCGCUCUUUAAUAUAGACUCCAUGGAGAAUUCAAUGUAUUUAAAAAAUAUGAAUAAAGGUUUGCUAAAGUGCCAAUUCAGCAUUUUGACAUGUUCCUCCAUCAACCCUUUCACUUCUAGGAAGAUUUCAACCCACUUAAUCCAAAGAUUCCUCCAUAAUUUCACCGUCAUUGUAAAGCCCUAGUUGUUGCUUUGACAGUCAUUUCUGAAAAGUAUUUUUUAUUUCAUGUGAUUAGUGAUUCAUUCAAAUCUAUCUCUCAUUUUGGAGGCAAGAAGUUUAGCAGUGAAGAGCUAUGGGCCAAUAACCGAAAGGUCGCUGUUUCGAAUCCCCGAGCUGAUUAGGUGUAAAUUCUGCCUGUGCCCUUGAGGAGCCACUUAACCCUAAUUGCUCCUGUAAGUCGCUCUGGAUAAGAGGUUCUUCUAAAAGACAAAACAUUUACAUUUUAAGGUCAAUCCUGUUACAUUAACUGAAAUCUGUUUUUAAUAUGGUGAAACUAUUCCUAAUAAGAAUAUAACAUUGUCAAAUCAUCGUGUAAAAACAGGUGAGCCGUUUCUACUCUUUUUGGCCAUUUUCUGGUGUUUUGUGGUGGAAAACUGAAUGGGUCGAGCAAAACACAUAGAUAAGACAGACUAGAAAUGUUUAAGCUAUUUUCAUUGUUUUUGUGAAGCUUGCAUUUAAUUGCCACUCCCUGUUGCACACAACAAACGUACAUUCCCCCUGUUCACGAGGGGAUUCAUGGCUGAUUUAAGAUGAAAUGUUACUUUAUUUGGCACUUAAUAGGGUCGUUUUGUUUAACGUGUACAUGUUUUUAUGAAGUUAAAUGUGCAUUUUAUGACCGAAUGUACAAAUGAAGUGAAACCAAAAGUUUUUUUUUUCUUCCAAGUUACACUUCUCAAAAGGCACCGACUUGGUGGAAUGACCCUGUUGUAUGAUGAUAACCAUAUUCACAAGAACUACUAGCUUUACAAAUGAUCAACACAAAAAGGUGCACACAUUCUAGAGUUAAUACUAACAUAGUUUAGUGGUGUUGGAAAUCUAGUUACAUUUUUAUUGAUGUGAGAAAUCUGUGAUUUUAACGGAUGGUGUUAUAUUUUAUACGAAUUAGAGUGACACUUAAUAAUAUAAAGAUUUGAUCUAAAAUAACAAUUUAUGUAAAGAAAUCAAAUCAUUUAUUUACAUUUUUAUGGUGGAUGAAGGCAUAGAUGCAGACUUUCUUCUAGCAUCAGUCAUUCAGAUGUCAUCUCUCUUAUGCAAUGAUCUUAGAUGUGUGGAGUUGUGCGAGUGGAACUUUGAAGAACAAAAUGCUUGGUGAUUUCUCAAGCUUCCGAUGCACUGCCAAAUCCUUUGAGCUAACAAGAUAGCUACUGUUCAUGCAAAAUAAUGUUUAGAGGCCUUUUAAGGCAGUAGAUGUACUAACAUGCUUGUACUAAAGUGUUUGGUUUUACAGAUCAUGUAUCUAAGACAUGCACUAUGUGGACAUUGUAAUGUUUACCUUUGGGAUGGCAACUGACUUAUAUUCAUAUUAGUAACUGGUGUUUACAUUCAUAAUUAGUGACAGAAGUUUACAUGCAAGUGUAUGUAUUUAAGAGGGUUUUGUCUUCAGAAAAGUAUUUUAACUUGCCAAACUUCACUCCUAUGCAUGCCCUUUUAGAGAUUUAUCUGUCAUGUUAGAGAACUAUUGUUUGCACAACUCUGUAAAUAUUUAGUGUUCUCUGAUUUUGUAAAGCUGUAAACCAUGUUGUAAAAAGGUAUUGUAGAAUUGAAUGCUUGUGAGGUUGAGAAACUAAUAAAGGGCUUUCUGUUAGUGA